ACACACAGACAGAGAGAGAGACAUACAAACCUCUCAGCAAGUGCCCAGUCUUCUUGAAUCUGUUUUUGCUUUUCUCGUUGAUUUUCCUCUCGCCAGCAUUUUGAGCACAGGCCCUGCCAAGCAGUGUUGCCGUAAAAACCACAUCCUUUCGUGCAAAGCAGCUCCGAUUGGUCCAGAUGGAUCCCACGCCGCUGGCUCGUCAUCCUUCACCAGAAGUAGAGAAGACUGCUGGAGGGAGAAAAAACCCAAAACAAAGGGAGCUUAGCUCUGUGAGGACUAAGUUUGUGGAUAGGGUGACCAAAGCAGUGAUCAAACAGCUUCUGGAUGACAUUUUAGAGGAUGGCAUCAUAAACGAUGGAGAAAAAGAAUCGAUAGCUGAAGAGAAUCCUACCAGAGCAGACCAGGCACGUGCUCUCAUUGACACAGUGAAGAAGAAAGGAGACAACGCCAGCUGGAAGUUUAUUGCUCACAUUAAACGCAGAGAUGGUGCACUUUACUCUGAAGUGGGUCUGUCCUCUGGUCAACCUGCUCCAAGUGCUGCUCCUGCUCUAGCUGCAGAACCCCGGAGGAAGAUGCAACGGUCGGACAACACGUUUGCAAAAGACCAGGCUGCGGAUAAAGAUGAAGCAAUUUAUCCUGUGACCAAGUAUUCUUCGUCGAAUCGUGUGGCCCUGCUAAUCAGUAACAUCGAGUUCACUAAUGAGAAAUUCAACAGAAAUGGAGCUGACAAAGACGAGAUGAACAUGGAGAAACUGCUCUCAGAUUUGGGAUAUGAGGUGGUGAAACACACAAACCUCACAGCAAAGGCAAUUGAUGAUGCUGUGAUUCGUUUCUCUAAACAUCGGAAACUCAAAGAGACAGACAGUGUGCUGGUGGUUCUCAUGUCUCAUGGGAAACUGGGGGCUGUCCUUGGUGUCGAAACAUCUGGUGAUGAUGAUAAGUUCCCUAUCAACAACAUUUACAAACACUUGGGCUCAGAGAAGUGUCCCGAACUGCUGGACAAACCCAAGAUCAUCAUCAUCCAGGCCUGCAGAGGGGAGGAAAGAGGAUCAGUAAUUGUUUCUGAUGGUGCAAACGUGCUCUGUGAUGAUGUGAAACAGCCAAGUCCACCCCUGCCUGCUGAUGAUGACAUUGAGGAGGAUGUUCUGCGUUGUGUACACAGAGAAAAAGACUUCAUUUCUCUUCUCUCCAGCACACCCGAUACUGUCUCAUAUAGACACAAAGAGGAAGGGUCUUUUCUUAUCCAGUUUAUUGCUGAGAUAUUCCCACAGUAUGCACUUGCAGAUGACAUUGAAGAACUUUUCAGAAAAGUCAUGCAACGCUUUGAAGGCCUUCCCUUUCGGAACAUAAGACAGAUGCCAACCAAAGACCGGUGCACUCUUACAAAGCGCUUCUACUUCUUUCCUGGCUCCUGAGACAGGAUCUGCUAUUUGUCGUCGUUUUGCUUCGCAUUUUGCUCCUUUGUGUGUAUGUAUGUGUGUCCACUCAUGAUAAAACUUUGUUUUGUAUAGUAUUUAGUUAAAUAAUUGCAUUUAUAUAUUUCUAUAUAAUUAACAGUGUGUAAUAAUAGGGGGACAUUUUUAUCAACUACAAAGAGGACAGUAUAUUGAGUAAUUGUGUGCACCUGCCUACAAAUUUAGGAAAUCAUAGCCUCUACAGUCAAAAUGUGUAACAUUUAUUAUCUAUUUUAAACUAUAUAAAAUGUAUAAAACACUAAACAACACGACCAUUACCUAAUUACUCAAGUAAUGUACAAUAUUAUAGUAAAAACAUUAUUCUUAAUUAAACGUUAAACAUAUUAAAUGGGCACUUAAUUUUUAAUUCUUCAUUAUGCUUGUAUCAAUUGUGUUCAGAAAUACAAAUUAAAACUUUACUACACCACUUUUAA
Larimichthys crocea (large yellow croaker) is the source of this 1888-nucleotide messenger RNA. Its product is annotated as caspase-1. The record is from RefSeq and is a predicted model, not a curated record. Gene Ontology annotation, biological process: proteolysis; regulation of inflammatory response; regulation of apoptotic process. Gene Ontology annotation, molecular function: cysteine-type endopeptidase activity. Gene Ontology annotation, cellular component: NLRP3 inflammasome complex; IPAF inflammasome complex; AIM2 inflammasome complex. The transcript is spliced from 8 exons. Lineage: Eukaryota; Metazoa; Chordata; Actinopteri; Sciaenidae. Bases 177 to 1415 code for a protein of 412 amino acids.